GUUCACAGAAAUAAUAAAUGUGCGGUUGGUUAAUGGAAACAGUCCCUGCAGUGGGACAGUGGAGGUUCAUCACAGAGGUCAGUGGGGAACAGUGUGUGACAUUGGCUGGGAUUUGGCUGAUGCUGCAGUGGUGUGUAGAGAGCUGGACUGUGGAGAACCUGUAGAUGCUCUGAGUGAUGCUCAGGUUGGACUCGGAUCAGGACCAGUCUGGAUGAAUAAUGCAAUGUGUACUGGAUCUGAGUCCACACUGAAGAAGUGUGGAUCUAUCAUAUGGGGUUUUCAAGGUGUGUGCCAGAGCAAGAGUGCAGGAGUCAUCUGCUCAGGCGUCAGGCUGGUUGGAGGUUCUCGCUGCUCUGGGAGGUUAGAGAUACUUCAUGAUCAGACGUGGAUGUCAGUGUGUGACGCUGUCUUUGACCAGCAGGAUGCAGAGGUUGUGUGUAGAGAGCUGGACUGUGGGGCUCCUGUACAGGUGCUGGGAGCAGCUGCUUUUGACAAAGGAGACGCUCAGAUGUGGACACAAGAGAUUCAGUGCAGAGGAAAUGAGUCUCAGAUUCGAAUGUGUCCAGCAUCAGAGAAACACAGCUGCUCUCAUGAUGAUCACCAGGUGCUUCAGUGUGCUGAUGUAAUGCAUGUGAGAUUGGUAAAUGGUAACAGUCCUUGUGCUGGUAGAGUGGAGGUUCUUCACAGAGGUCAGUGGGGAACAGUGUGUGACACUGGCUUGGAUAUGCCUGAUGCUGCAGUGGUGUGUAGAGAGCUGGACUGUGGAGAACCUGUAGAUGCUCUGGGUGAUGCUCAUUUUGGUCCAGGAUCAGGACCAAUCUGGAUGAGUCUUUUAACAUGUUUAGGAACAGAGUCUACACUGAAGAACUGUGGGUCAGCAGGACUGAAUAUACCAGUGUGCUCUCAUAAUUAUGAUGCUGGUGUCAUAUGCUCAGGUCAUAAACGCUCCAGACUUGCUGAUGGGUCUAAUCUUUGCUCUGGGAGGUUAGAUAUACUUCAUGAUCAAACGUGGAUGUCAGUGUGUGAUGCUGUCUUUGACCAGCAGGAUGCAGAGGUUGUGUGUAGAGAGCUGGACUGUGGGGCUCCUGUACAGAUGCUGGGAGCAACUGCUUUUGACAAAGGAGACGCUCAGAUGUUGACACAAGAGAUUCAGUGCAGAGGAAAUGAAUCUCAUAUUUCAUUCUGUUCAAUAUCAUCACUCAAACACAACUGCACCACUGACAACAUUGUGGGACUGAUCUGUUCUGGUUACACUGAUCUCAGACUGAUAAAUGGCUCAGACACUUGUUCUGGAAGAGUGGAGCUUCAGUUCCUCAAAGAGUGGGGCACAUUGUGUGAUGCAUGCUGGGAUAUGAGAGCUGCCAGUGUCCUCUGUAGACAGCUGAAUUGUGGGAUUGCUGUGUCUGUUGUUGGAUCAGACUGGUUUGGAGAGGGAAGUUAUGAAAUCUGGGCUGAUGUGUUUGAUUGUGACGGGAAUGAAACAAAACUCUCAGAAUGUUCCAUCUCUUCAUGGAGUCGAGCUGAAUGUUCUCACAGACGAGAUGUUGGAGUCAUCUGCUCUGGUUCCUCUCUGGCUCUUCAUGAUGGUCUGGUGCGGUUGUCUGGAGAGAGACAGUGUGAGGGGGAGCUGGAAACAGCUGGGCUGUGGCUCUGUGAACACAGUCAUGAGUGUGUGACGGGCUUCCAGUGCUCUGGGAGUGAAGCUCAUCUGGGGAACUGCAGCUCUCCACAAACUCUCAACUGCAGCUCCACACAACAGGUGUACAUCACCUGCCUUGGUCGUGGGUCCAUCAGGCUGGUGGGUUCUGGGGGAGACUGUGCAGGGAGGCUGGAGGUUUUUCACAGAGGCUCAUGGGGGACAGUGUGUGAUGACUCCUGGGAUAUUAAAGAUGCCCAUGUGGUGUGCAGACAGCUGCAGUGUGGAGUGGCCCUCAGUAACCAGCAGGUACCAGCCUGGUUUGGUCCUGGUUCUGGACACACAUGGCUGGAUGAGGUGGAGUGUGAGGGGAAUGAGACGUCCCUGUGGAGCUGCUCUUCUUCAGGCUGGGGAAAACAUGACUGUAAACACAAGGAGGAUGUAGGAGUCGUGUGCUCAGGUAAACAUGCUACUAAAUAGUUUAAACUGAAAUUAAGUAUAAAGUUUUACACAUUUCAAAAUUCAAGUGUACAAAAUUUUCACAUUUUUGAAACUUGUGAUUUUAAAAUUGAUAUUGUUUGUGUAGAGUAUAAAGAGAUCAGGUUAACUGAGGGCUGUGAAGGGAAUGUGAAGGUUUUCUACAAUGGAUCCUGGGGUAAUGUGUGUUACAACAAGAUGGACAAAGACACAGCGAGUCUGAUCUGUCAAGAGCUGAACUGUGGAAGAUCUGGUGUUUGGUGUGAUUCUACACCAAGAUUAAAAUCAGCUCCUAACUGGCUGGAUAAAGUUACAUGUCGACCACAUGAUUCCACUUUAUGGCAGUGUCCUUCUUCAGUCUGGGGACAGAAUAACUGUGGUGACGAUGAAGUGGCCAAAAUCAUCUGCUCAGAACAUGAGAUCCCUGAGUCUCCUCGAAGCUCUCUGACAUGCUCCACAUCUCCCCAUCACAGACAGUGUUCAGAUCAUGUUCCUCUCAGACUGAGUGGAGGUAAGGGCCGGUGCUCUGGGAGGCUGGAGGUGUAUCAUAACGCUGUGUGGGGCUCAGUCUGUGAUGAUCAGUGGGACAUCAGCGAUGCUCAGGUGGUCUGCAGGCAGCUGGGUUGUGGAGCAGCACUGAGGGCUGAUGGGAAUUCAGUCUUUGGUGCUGGUAAAGGUGUUAUGUGGAUGAACAGAGUCGAGUGCAGAGGGAAUGAGAUUCACCUGUGGGACUGUCCUCUCUCCCUGAAAAACCACACUGACUGCUCCAACAAAGAGCACGCUGGACUCACAUGUGCAGGUCACAGCCAAAUACUGAGAAAUAAUAUUUAUUUUUAG
Messenger RNA from Carassius carassius (crucian carp), 2950 nucleotides. RefSeq names its product scavenger receptor cysteine-rich type 1 protein M130. The transcript has 10 exons. The record is from RefSeq and is a predicted model, not a curated record. NCBI's taxonomy places the organism in Eukaryota, Metazoa, Chordata, Actinopteri, Cypriniformes, Cyprinidae. Gene Ontology annotation, cellular component: membrane.